This is a messenger RNA of Chinchilla lanigera (long-tailed chinchilla), 1664 nucleotides long. RefSeq names its product inositol polyphosphate multikinase (gene Ipmk). The record is from RefSeq and is a predicted model, not a curated record. Gene Ontology annotation, molecular function: inositol tetrakisphosphate kinase activity; inositol-1,4,5-trisphosphate 3-kinase activity. The coding region runs from base 278 to 1264 and encodes 328 amino acids. Gene Ontology annotation, biological process: inositol phosphate biosynthetic process. Lineage: Eukaryota; Metazoa; Chordata; Mammalia; Rodentia; Chinchillidae. Gene Ontology annotation, cellular component: cytoplasm; nucleus. The transcript has 6 exons.
GGAAUGAAGCACAGAGGAUUCUAAGUGGGGUUCUUCGCGGGGCGCAGCUGCGCGGCUGCAGGGGAAGAAAAACGAGGCUUGGGCGGGGGUGUCUGGGUCUCUCCGAUCUCCCUGCCCCGAGUGGAGGAUUUCUGGUGUCUCCUGCGUUUCUCUGGGAGGCGUGGUGUUCAGGAGUGUGGAACCUCGGAUCCUGGGAAUACUGCAACAUCCAGAUGGCACAGUGUUGAAACAGUUACAGCCACCUCCAAGGGGCCCAAGAGAGCUGGAAUUUUAUAAUAUGGUAAGUAAGGUUUAUGCUGCUGAUUGUAGUGAUGGUAUUCUUCUAGAGCUACGAAAAUAUUUGCCAAAAUAUUAUGGUAUCUGGUCACCUCCCACUGCACCAAAUGAUUUAUACCUAAAACUGGAAGAUGUGACCCAUAAAUUUACUAAGCCCUGUAUAAUGGAUGUAAAGAUAGGGCGAAAAAGUUACGAUCCUUUUGCCUCAUCUGAGAAGAUUCAGCAACAGGUCAGCAAGUACCCAUUAAUGGAAGAGAUUGGAUUCUUGGUGCUUGGCAUGAGGGUUUAUCAUGUUCAUUCUGAUAGCUAUGAGACACAAAACCAGCACUUUGGGAGAAGCUUAACAAAAGAAACUAUAAAGGAUGGAGUCUCCAAGUUUUUUCAUAAUGGGUUCAGCUUAAGAAAAGAUGCUAUCGCUGCCAGUAUUCAGAAGAUUGAGAAAAUUCUGCAGUGGUUUGAAAGCCAGAAGCAACUUAAUUUUUAUGCAAGUUCAUUACUAUUUGUUUAUGAAGGUUCAUCUCAGUCAACCACUACAAAAUCAAAUGACAGAACUUUGGCAGAAAAAUUCUUGUCCAAAGGACCACUGUCUGACACAGAAGUACUGGAGUACAAUAAUAACUUCCAUAUGUUAAGUUCCACAAUGAAUGGAAAAAUAGAGUCUUCAGUAGGCAAGAACUUAUCUAAGAUGUAUGCUCGUCACAGAAAAAUGUAUUCAAAAAAGCAUCACAGUCAGACUUCACUGAAAGUUGAAAAUAUGGAGCAAGACAAUGGAUGGAAAAGCAUGUCACAAGAACAUUUAAAUGGAAAUGUACUUUCCCAACUGGAAAAAGUUUUCUACCAUCUUCCCACUGGUUGCCAAGAGGUUGCAGAAGUGGAAGUGCGAAUGAUCGAUUUUGCUCAUGUGUUCCCUAGCAACACAAUAGAUGAGGGAUACAUUUAUGGUUUAAAGAAUUUAAUUACUGUACUUCGAAGUAUUUUAGACAGUUGAAUCUUUUGCUGUAGUCUUUUUAAGGAGUGGGCCAGUUAUACUGAAGAGCAGUAGUCAUUAUCUCUGCAUCUGUAAUGCUGUGUAAAAAAUUUGUAUUGUGAGUUGAUGUUUUAUUUGUCUUUAUACUUUUGGUAGAAAGAUUAUCUUUUUUAUACUCUUACUCAGGAAUACUAAUUUGUUCAUUAGAAAACUAUGAAGAAUAAAGAAACAGGAAUGUUAAGCAGGGAUGUGGUGGUACAUGGCUUCAACAUCUAUUUGGCUCAAGCAAAAUGCAAGCCAUUAUUCAGUUGUAAGAGUUUAUGUAGCUCUCUGUAGCCAAUUUAUCAUGAACUCUGUCCACCCAACCUUGACAAUGAGCCAUAUCUUACCUAUUACAUUAUUAAACACCUUCAGAAAUCUA